CCCUCAAACCCUACUCACCUCCUUCCUUAUCUUGGUGAUGGCCUCUUCCACACCACCACCAACCUUAACCACCUCCAAACCAUAUCAGAACCACCAUAUCCAAGGUAUCCAGAACCACCACCGUCGAACCCACAAUGGUCAUAAUCCCCACCACCCAUCUCCCAAGGUCUCUCUUCAUCCUCCCACACCAAGAAACCCCACCGCAAACAAACCCCCAGUUCCCACCACCGCCGCACCCGCUGCCUCCUCAUCUCUCCACCAUCGGAACCCUAAUUUCGCCCCUCUUUCCGCCUCAAAGUCAGAACUUGCUGCCGAUUUCUCGGGUCGGAGGUCAACCCGGUUUGUUUCCAAGAUGCAUUUUGGCCGUCCGAAAGCCGCUGCCUCCAGUAGGCAUUCGGUUUUAGCCGAAGAUGCUCUCCACCAACUUAUCCGAUGUAGCGGCGAUGAUCGAUUGGUUGACAGUGUUUUACUCGGUUUUCAACCCAAGCUAUGUGGGUCUGAUGAUUACAACUUCUUGUUCAGAGAAUUGGGCAAUAGAAAUGAAUGGUCGAUGGCGAUCCAAUGCUUUGAAUUCGCAGUUAGUCGCGAAAGAAGACGAACAGAACAAGGUAAAUUAGCUAGUUCUGUGAUUAGUGUUCUUGGUAGAUUAGGGAAAGUCGAUUUAGCCAAGAAAGUUUUCGAAACAGCUGUUACUGAUGGCUAUGGAAACACAGUUUAUGCUUAUUCUGCUUUAAUUAGUGCUUAUGCCAAGAGUGGAUUAUCUGAUGAUGCCUCUAGAGUCUUUGAGACCAUGAAACUUUCUGGGUUGAAGCCAAAUCUUGUUACUUAUAAUGCAUUAAUUGAUGCUUGUGGUAAAGGGGGUGCUGAUUUCAAAAGGGCUUCUGAAAUUUUCGAUGAUAUGUUGAGCAACGGCUUUCAACCCGAUCGAAUUACUUACAAUUCGCUUCUUGCCGUUUGUAGUGGUGGGGGUUUAUGGGAGACUGCGAUGAAUUUGUUUAAUGAGAUGAGUUAUAGAGGGAUUGAUCCAGAUAUAUAUACUUAUAAUACGCUUUUGGAUGUUGCUUCUAGUGGUGGACAUAUGGAUUCUGCUUUUCAAAUAAUGGCAGAAAUGCCAACGAAGAACAUAAUGCCUAAUGAGGUGACUUAUAGUACCGUGAUUCGCGGGUGUGCAAGAUCCGGGAGGUUGGAUCAGGCGUUAAGUUUAGUCAGCGAGAUGAAAUAUGCUGGCAUUCGUCUUGAUAGGGUGUCGUAUAACAAUCUGCUUGCUAUUUAUGCUAGUUUAGGUAGAUUUGAGGAGGCUCUAAAUGUGGUCAAGGAGAUGGAAAGUACUGGCUUUAGAAAAGAUGUUGUCACUUAUAAUGCACUUCUUGAUGGGUUCGGGAAGCAAGGGAGAUACGAUAAGGUUAAAGAGUUGUUCAAAAGGAUGAAAACGGAGAAGGUUCCCGCUAAUCUAUUAACUUACUCGACACUAAUUAGUGUUUAUCUGAAAGGUGGUUUGUAUCAAGAAGCUACCGAGAUGUACAAGGAAUUUAAGCACGAAGGUUUGAAGGCGGACGUUGUUUUCUAUAGUGAAAUUAUUGAUUCCUUGUGUAAAAAGGGGUUUGUGGAAUCUUCUGCUUUAUUACUUGAUGAGAUGACUAAAAAAGGGAUUCAACCAAAUGUUGUCACCUACAAUUCCAUCAUUAAUGCUUUUGGUCAGUCGACAGAUACGGGAUUUUCGAUUGAAAAUGAACAAGAGAUCAAGUGUUUACCUUCCAUGAUUCCCGAAGGAGAUGCUGACAAGAAGCUUGAUAACAGAGAUGAAGAUAGGAUCAUCAAGGUUUUCGAGCAGUUAGCUGCUGGAAAGUUGAGUGUUGUAGAAAAGGCGAGUAAGGGUAGAAAGGAGAUUAUCUGCGUGUUGGGAGUUUUCCGCAAGAUGCAUGAGCUGGAAAUUAAACCAAACGUGGUGACGUUUUCGGCUAUUCUGAACGCUUGCAGCCGUUGCAGUUCGUUUGAAGAAGCUUCUUUGCUGUUGGAAGAACUACGUUUAUUCGACAAUCAAGUCUACGGAGUGGCACAUGGCCUUCUGAUGGGCUAUCGAGAAAAUGUAUGGGUCCAUGCUCUCACCCUUUUCGAUGAAGUCAAACGGAUGGACUCUUCAACUGCAUCCGCCUUCUAUAACGCUUUGACCGACAUGCUGUGGCAUUUUGGACAGAAACGAGGAGCCCAGUUGGUCGUUCUUGAAGGGAAACGCAGACAAGUAUGGGAGAACACAUGGUCUGAUUCUUGUUUAGAUUUACAUCUGAUGUCUUCUGGUGCGGCCCGAGCCAUGGUUCAUGCCUGGUUGCUAAAUAUAUGUUCAAUUGUUUAUGAAGGUCACGAGUUGCCAAGUUUAUUGAGUAUUUUAACAGGAUGGGGUAAACACAGCAAAGUAGUCGGUGAUUGUGCGCUUAAGAGAGCCAUCGAAGCGCUUCUCAGCGGCAUGGGAUCGCCAUUUAGGGUUGCGACAUCAAACAUCGGUCGGUUCAUAUCACCUGGUCAUAUGGUGGCUGCUUGGAUGAGAGAAUCAACCAGCAUCCCAAAUUUGCUCAUUCUACAAGAUGAUAGAGUUUACCCUGAAACCCCAAGGUUGAAUCAUCAUCUGCAACCAGUUUCUUUGUAGUUUUUGUUUGUAUUUCUGGCCCUUUUCACCUUUCAGAUGGUAGUUUUGUUUGUGUUAGAUAGGAAAGUGGAAUGGGACAGUUGAAAGUUGGUAAAAUCAACCAACCUUUUAUCCAUGUAAAUUUAACUUAAAACAGUAAAUAUGCUUUGAUUGUCA
Cynara cardunculus var. scolymus (artichoke) is the source of this 2797-nucleotide messenger RNA. Its product is annotated as pentatricopeptide repeat-containing protein At2g31400, chloroplastic. The transcript has 4 exons. Bases 38 to 2641 code for a protein of 867 amino acids. Gene Ontology annotation, molecular function: protein binding. Gene Ontology annotation, cellular component: chloroplast. The record is from RefSeq and is a predicted model, not a curated record. Lineage: Eukaryota; Viridiplantae; Streptophyta; Magnoliopsida; Asterales; Asteraceae.